Messenger RNA from Oncorhynchus masou masou (cherry salmon), 1366 nucleotides. RefSeq names its product phosphatidylcholine transfer protein-like. NCBI's taxonomy places the organism in Eukaryota, Metazoa, Chordata, Actinopteri, Salmoniformes, Salmonidae. The transcript has 5 exons. Gene Ontology annotation, molecular function: phosphatidylcholine binding; phosphatidylcholine intramembrane carrier activity. The record is from RefSeq and is a predicted model, not a curated record. The coding region runs from base 87 to 608 and encodes 173 amino acids.
GGCAUGGAAGGAGUUAGAUAAACCUCAGUUGGAGGGGGGAUGGGAGUUUUUCACAGAGACUAUGGGUGUCAAAAUCUACCGGCUGUAUGACAAGGAAACUGGACUUUAUGAGUACAAAGUCUUGGGAGUGCUCGCCACCUGCACUCCAGAACUGUGUGCUGAUGUCUACAUGGACUUGCCCUAUCGGAAACAAUGGGAUGGAUAUGUCAAAGCUGCAUGAGAAGGACUAUGAUGGUCGUUCAGCAAUCUACUGGGAGGUGAAAUACCCUUUUCCUCUGUCAAACAGAGACUAUGUGUACGUCAGGGAGCGGAGGGACGUUGACGUGGACAGCAGGAAGAUCUGGGUGGUCCUGGCUAAGAGCUCCCCACAGUCCCUGUUACCAGAGAAGAGUGGGAUGCAGCAAGUGAAUGACUACAAGCAGACUGUGGCCAUGGAGAGUGAUGGUGCCUGUGGCACUAAAGAGCGGAGUGCCUGCCUUCCUUACAGACAUGCAGAAGGCCUGUGGCAAUUACUCAAACUACUGCCAGAAGAACAAGAAAUGAACGCCCUUUGUGGGAAGUCGCAUCAAAGCCACAAGGAUUGUAUUUUUCAACCCAUCGUUCAAUAAAGUCUACACUUAUGGUGUCUGAGGGCCAUUGUGGGUGUUUGGGGUAUGGUUGGAGACUUAUUACGAAGUCAAUAGGUGAAAGUGGUGGUGGUGUAAUCUGCAGCUGGAUGUGGUACUGACUGGGGCAUGUACUGUAUUUUAGUUGUAUAAAAAAAUCAAUUUCAAUUGAAGUUAUCUGGUACUGAAUUCCUACUCCUAUGUAAAUGUUGCAUUUUGGGCUUGCCCACAGUAAGGGCUUGGAUGAGAUCUGUAGUGAUCUACCCCCUGUUUUAACAAGUACUGUUUCUUUGACGACAAUGGCUUUUUUUAUUUUCCUGUUUAUUAUGGUCAAAUGUAUGUUGUUGUUUUUUAAAUCCUACAUUUUUUCAUGUAUGAAUGUUCAGUCAAUGAAUAAUAUGCAUUUUUGCACUUGUGAUUAAGCACUGAAAUCAAAUCAACUUCCAAACCUUAAUGUCUAUAGGAAGAAAUGCAGUGCUGUAAUUAUAUGUAUUUCCCUAAUGGACAUUUUGAAUGUACAUUUAAAAAAUAUAUUUUUUUCCUAUCAUUAAGUUGCCUGCACUGAUUUGUUGUGAUACUUGAAAUUGACAAAAACACGAUAAUGAAAUAGUUUAAGUUAAUUAUUCAUAUGUUGAAUCUUCGAGAGCUAGGCCUAUACCUCUUUAUCCUUGUGUGGUUGCAAUUAGGGGUCCAGUUCUGUGGAGAUGAUACAGUGUGUAUUACUAUCUAAUACAUAUCAAUAAAAUGACGGCUGAGAUGAA